AUGGGAGUUUUGCGGCCGAUCGGGAGGACGGAGCGGGCGGGCAGGAUGCAGAACCUGAUCCGGGCUCUGGUGGCGUGCAGCUGGGUGGCCGCGGUGUGCGUCCGCGGCGCCAUGGAUGAGUGCGCGGACGAGCAGGGCCGACCGCAGCGCUGCAUGCCGGAGUUCGUGAACGCGGCCUUCAACGUGACGGUGGAGGCCACCAACACCUGCGGCUCCCCGCCGGAGGAGUACUGCGUCCAGACCGGCGCCACCGGGGUCACCAAGUCCUGCCACAUCUGCGACGCGCGAGACCCCCGGAACCACCACAACGCCGCGUACCUGACCGACUACAACAACCAGCAGGACGCCACCUGGUGGCAGAGCCAGACCAUGCUGGCGGGGAUCCAGUACCCCAACUCCAUCAACCUCACCUUGCACCUCGGGAAAGCCUUCGACAUCACCUACGUUCGGCUGAAGUUCCACACCAGCCGUCCGGAGAGCUUUGCCAUCUACAAGCGGAGCAGCGAGGGCGGCCCCUGGGUGCCGUACCAGUACUACAGCGGCUCCUGCGAGAAGACCUACAGGAAGCCGAGCCACGGCUUCAUCCGGACCGGCGGCGACGAGCAGGAGGCGCUCUGCACCGACGACUUCAGCGACAUCUCGCCGCUCACCGGAGGAAACGUGGCCUUCUCCACGCUGGAGGGCCGACCGAGCGCCUACAACUUCGACAACAGCCCAGUCCUCCAGGACUGGGUGACGGCCACAGACAUCAGAGUGACCCUGAACAGGCUCAACACGUUCGGAGACGAAGUUUUCAACGACCCCAAGGUCCUCAAGUCCUACUACUACGCCAUCUCUGACUUCGCUGUGGGAGGAAGGUGUAAGUGUAACGGCCAUGCCAGCGAGUGUGUGAAGGACAGCGGGGGCCGGCUGGUCUGCGACUGCAAACACAACACGGAGGGCGUCGACUGCGGCGUGUGCAAAGCUUUCUACAACGACCGGCCGUGGAUGAGGGCGACGGCCGACAGCGCCAACGAGUGUCUGCCCUGCGACUGUAACAGGAAGAGCUCAGACUGCUACUUCGACGCCGAGCUGUACCGGGCCACGGGUCACGGAGGUCACUGUAGGAACUGCGCCGACAACACCGACGGGCCCAACUGUGAGCGCUGCCUCGACAACUACCACAGAGACCAGAGCGGCAACCGCUGCCUGCCCUGCAACUGCAACUCCAUCGGUUCUGAGUCUCCUCAGUGCAACACCAGAGGCGUGUGCGCCUGCAAACCCGGAGUAACCGGGGAGAAGUGCGACCGCUGCCAGCCGGGGUUCCACAGCCUGACCGAGGCCGGCUGCAGGCCUUGCACCUGCUCGCCGUCAGGCAGCACCCAGGAGUGUGACGUCAACACGGGUCAGUGCCGCUGUAAAGACAACGUGGAGGGCUUCAGCUGCGACAGAUGUAAACCAGGUUACUUCAACUUGGACCCCAACAACCCCCAGGGCUGCACGGCCUGUUUCUGCUUCCAGCACUCGUCUGUGUGCGACAGCGCCGAAGGCUACAGCGUCCACACCAUCAGCUCCACCUUCGACAGAGGUACAGAGGAGUGGAGCGGCCAGACGCGGGACGGAUCCACCGUCUCUGUCCAGUGGUCCCCCACCGGACAGGAAGUGUCCUUGAUGUCUGAAGACUACCAGCCGCUGUACCUGGUGGCCCCAGAGAAGUUCUUGAGGAAUCAGAUGCUGAGUUAUGGACAAAACCUGAGCAUGACCUUCCGAGUGGAGCGGCGGGAUGCUCGGCUGUCGGCCGAGGAUCUGAUCCUGGAGGGGGCCGACAUGAGGCUGGCCGUCCCGCUCAUCGCCCAGGGCAACGCCUACCCCAACGAGAACAUGCAGACCUUUGUGUUCAGGCUCCACGAACAGCCAGGCUACCCCUGGAGACCCACCAUCAGUGACUCAGACUUCCAGAAACUUCUCCACAACCUGACGGCCAUCAAGAUCCGGGGCACCUACAGCGAGCGGAGUGCUGGUUACCUGGACAACGUCUCCCUGGUGACGGCGAGGCGGGGCCCAGGAGUGCCGGCCCGCUGGGUGGAGCAGUGCACCUGUCCGCCGGGUUACCAGGGUCAGCACUGUGAGCAGUGCACCCUGGGAUACCGCCGCGCCCAGCGGGAGCUCGGACCCUUCAGUUCCUGUGAAGUCUGCAACUGCCAUGGACACAGCGACGCCUGCAACCCUGAUACUGGAGCCUGUCUCUGCCAGGACAACACUGCCGGGUUGAGCUGCGAGCGCUGCCAGGACGGUUUCUAUGGCGACGCCACCCAGGGCACGGCGGACGACUGCCGGCCGUGCCCCUGCCCCAGCGGAGCCACCUGCGCUGUCGUCCCCAAAACCAGAGAAGUGGUUUGCACCAACUGUCCUGCUGGAACCACAGGAAAGCGCUGUGAGCUCUGCGACGACGGGUUCUUUGGGGACCCUCUGGGUCAGAACGGGCCGGCCCGGCCCUGCCGCUCCUGCCAGUGCAGCAGUAACAUCGACCCCAACGCCGUCGGCAACUGCAACCGCGAGACGGGAGAAUGCCUCAAGUGCAUCUACAACACCGACGGCUUCUUCUGCGACCGCUGCAAGGCGGGCUUCUUCGGAGACCCGCAUGCCUCCAACCCUGCUGAGAAGUGUGCAGCCUGCUCCUGCUCUCCGCUGGGCACCGUGGAUCAGCAGACCAGCUGUUCUCCGGUCACCGGUCAGUGUCAGUGUCUGCCUAACGUGGACGGACGCGACUGCAGCGCCUGCCAGCUGGGAUUCUUCAACCUGCAGAGCGGCAGUGGCUGCGAGGAGUGUAACUGCAACCCAAUCGGCUCCACCAGUGGCGACUGUGACAUUGACUCAGGACAAUGCGAGUGCCAACCCGGCGUCGCCGGCCAGCACUGUGACCGCUGUGAGGUCAACUUUUUCGGCUUCAGCUCAUCUGGCUGCAAACCGUGUGACUGCGACCCUGAAGGUUCUCUGUCCGGUCAGUGUAAGGAAGACGGCCGGUGCGAAUGUCGACCCGGCUUCGUUGGAGCUCGAUGUGAUAUGUGUGAGGAGAAUUAUUUCUACAACCGGUCAGUGCCAGGCUGCCAGCAGUGUCCGUCCUGCUACGGUCUGGUCCGAGACAAGGUGAACCAGCAGAGACAGAAGCUCCAAGAACUCCAGACUCUGAUAGAUAACCUCGGCUCCGGCCAGGACACGGUCAGUGAUAAGGCCUUUGAGGAUCGAUUGAAGGAGGCAGAGAAGGUCAUCAUGGAGCUGCUGGAAGAGGCUCAGAAUAGCAAAGAUGCAGACCGAGGUCUGCUGGACCGUCUGAACGUCCUGAACAUCACCCUGACCACCCAGUGGAACCGACUGCAGAGCAUCCGCAACACGGUGGACGACACCAGCGCUCAGGCUGACCGCGCGCGGGACAGAGUCCAAGACGCCGAGAGACUGAUCGACCGAGCUCGGCAGGAACUGGCCAAGGCCAAGGAUGCCAUCAGCAAAGUGGACGUCAAACCUACUGAUGGCUCUGGAGAACCCAACAACAUGACGCUGCUGGCUGAGGAGGCUCGGCGUCUCGCCGACAAGCACAAGAUGGACGCUGACCAGAUCGAAAAGAUUGCUAAAGAUGCCAACGACACGUCAACCAAAGCAUACAACCUGCUGCUGAAGACCAUCGACGGCGAGAGCAAGAUGGCUGAUGAGAUUGACAAGCUCAACAAGAUGUACAACGAGGCGAAGGACCGGGCCAAGGAUCUGGAGCAACAGGCCAACAAGGUGCAGGCGGAGGCAGAGGACGCCGGGAACAAAGCUCUGAAGCUGUUUGCCAACCUGACCAGCCUCCCGCCGUUUGACACCAAGACACUGGAGGAUGAUGCCAAAAAGAUUAAGAAGGAGGCGUCUGAUCUGGACAACCUGAUUGACAAGACGGAACGGGAGUACAACGAGCUGCGAGACGACCUGAAGCCCAAAGAGCUGGAGGUCCGGAAGCUGCUGGAGAAAGGGAAGAGUGAGCAGCAGACUGCAGAUCAGCUGCUGGCCCGAGCCGAUGCCGCUAAAGCUCUGGCCGAGGAGGCGGCGAAGAAAGGCCAGUCAACUUUCAGAGAAGCAGAGAGCAUCCUGGAGGACCUCCGAGACUUUGACAGGAGGGUCAACGACAACAAGACAGCAGCAGAGGAAGCCAUGAAGAAGAUCCCUAUCAUCAAUGCCACCAUAAUGGCCGCCAACGAGAAGACCCGGCAGGCGAAGGAGGCGCUUGGUAAUGCUGCCAGUGAUGCUGGGGAAGCCAAGAGGAAGGCCGAAGAGGCUGAGAAGAUUGCAGGCAACGUUCAGAAGGGCUCGGCUAGGACUAAAGAGGAAGCAGAGAAGGCACUGCAGGACACAAACAAGCUGGACAAAGAUGUUGAUGACAUGAUGGAUCAGCUGAGCGCCGCGGAGGAGGAGCUGAAGAAGAAGAAGGCUGAGGCUGACAGCGACAUGAUGAUGGCUUCCAUGGCAUCGGAUAACGCCAAACAGGCUGAGGACAACGCUCGCAAGGCCAAGAGUACGGUGAAGACGGUCCUGAAGAUCAUCACAGAUCUAAUGGAUCAGCUGGGAAACAUUGAUAAAGUGGAUCUUAGCAAACUGAACCAGAUUGAUGAGUCUCUGAAGCGUGCCAAGGACAAGAUGGCCGGCAGCGAGCUGGACAAGAAGCUCAGGGAACUGAAUGAUGUGGCGAGCACACAGAAGCAGAUGAUCGACGACUAUGACCGGCAGAUCCGAGAGAUCCGCAGCGACAUCAACAACCUGAACGACAUCAAGGCGGCGUUACCCGAAGGCUGCUUCAACACGCCGUCGCUGGAGCAGCCUUAACCCCGCCCACAUCGUCCAUCCGCCCCGUUUCCUCCCACGCUCACAUCUAACACUCCGGCAAGCAUGCCGACUUUUACCAAAACAGUUCUUUCUUUGCCAACAUUUCAGCCGCGCCCAGUAGAGAGGCAGUUGCUGGUGACGUCGGUGUCGUUACAGUGACCUCCGCGGUGCAGGGGCGCUGGGCAGCGAGGUGGACGAACCUCGGAGAGACAACCAGAACCAUAAACCCAAUGUGACUGCAGCCCAUUGGCGCCUCGCCAUAUUUUUGUCUUCAACAUUUCAGAACACGUGAAGGAAUUCUCAGAUCCUCCUCCCGAAGCUACGCUCUCGAUACAGACAGCAGGGAAAAUAUUUCUAAUCCUCUCUUCUGCAGUAUUCACACCUCCAGCAGGUGGCAGUGUUUUGUAAAGUCACAUAAACUGCUGUGCGGGAAGCUGCCAAAGUCCCAGACAGAUAAAACCAAACCCAAACUCCUUCUCAUUUACAAUUUCCCACAUUUAAGCCUUGAUAGAAGCUGUGAAUUCUUUGGGAAGUAGAAAUGGCCGUUUUCCGUCACAGACAGAAACAAAACGUCCCACAAGCAGCUUCAGUGGUUCAGGCCCCAAAUCCGUUUAUUGACCACAAUAAGUAAAAGUUAAUGUUUGUUUUCAUAGUGAAACAUUUCAAAGGUUGGCUCUAGAUAAACAGCAAUACCUAAAAUUAAAGCCAUGGUCUGGUUUGCAUCACUUUGGACUAACUUAUCCUGCCAAACCUUUUAAUCAAAGCCAUCUUAGCAGCAGGUCUCCAGGUUUUGUGAAGGUCUUACAGAGUUUCUUAUUUGGCUUUUGCUCAUUUUUUAAGUGUAGUAACGUUUUACUGAUUCCAGCUGCUGAUUUUCUAAAAGUAAUAUUUAAAUAUCACUUUUAUUUGUCACAAUAAUUAGCAAUGAAACAUUUGUAUUAGUUUGGAGAGGUUAAUGCUGGCAAGCUAGGUUUUCAUGUUAGCUUGUCAAACAGCUGGUUAUCAUGUUAGGGUGAACACUACGUUUUUUUUUUUUGACAAUUCUAGUGUUAAAUUUAAAUGUAACUUUCAUUUCUUCAGUGCUGUCAAAGGAGGCGAUUAGCUUCACUUUGUAGCAUCACUUUUUCACAAUUAAUCAAAACUAACAUGCUAACCUCCUAUCUAUA
This is a messenger RNA of Poecilia latipinna (sailfin molly), 5999 nucleotides long. RefSeq names its product laminin, gamma 1 (gene lamc1). Lineage: Eukaryota; Metazoa; Chordata; Actinopteri; Cyprinodontiformes; Poeciliidae. The transcript has 28 exons. The coding region runs from base 1 to 4833 and encodes 1610 amino acids. Gene Ontology annotation, biological process: axon guidance; tissue development; animal organ morphogenesis. The record is from RefSeq and is a predicted model, not a curated record. Gene Ontology annotation, cellular component: basement membrane.